AGAAUAGUGUAAGCAACUGGACGAGAAGAUCUUCCGGAUCAAAAUCGAGCACCUCUAGCAGAUCAGCCUUGUACCGUCAAUAUGCCUUUUUUGCGUGAGGUGUUAGGUCGUUUUGUCGCGUCCACGCGACUGCGGAUGCUGGCGGUUGUGGUACUGCUAGUCGGCUACGUCUGGCUUGCUGUCUUUCAUGCCUUUGACCGCAGUACGGAGAUCGAAGAGCAUGGUCUCAUACCUGGUUCGCAUCGUCCUGGCAUUGUGUUUGAACCCGAGACGAACUUUCAGGUGAAGAUAACAUCGAAUCUUGAUCCUGACGGAGGUGGCCGUGACGACGGAGAACUAGAUCUAGAAAAUAAUACCAAAGUAAAAAUUCGUCGAUUAGCUGCACGUGAGCGAACCCUACAGCUGCUGCUUCAGCAAGUUCAAACCAUGGAAGGUUUUGCUGCAGAUGUUGUAACUGAACAGGAAGGAACAGAAGUUUACGAGGUUGAUGUAAAAGAUUCGUCUCUACUUAAACGCUCUUUCACAACUUGCUAGUCAUACCUAGAGGGCUCUCCGCCUAAGUGGUGCUAGUCACCACUUACUAAGCGACACAUAUACGUAGCACUGGUCACCACUUAUGCGAGCUCGCCUAAGUGGUGACGGUCACCGCUUAAGCGAAUGCUGGAAGGGACUAAAGCAGUGACUCGCUUGAUUGGUGAUAGUCACUGACACCACCUAACUGGCCCGUAGUCCUCCUUACCAGUGGUGAAAUUCAUCACUUAAGCUGUCCCUAUAGAAUCACAGUGACAGACAGACAUGAAGUGUCGUAAAUCUCUAAAAAAGACUGGGAGUUUCGAUUGUGGCGCCUUCUCGACGUGGGGAUGGACGUGAGCGUAUAGCGUUUGUUGUCGAGAUGGACUUCGCUACAGCAGUGGAUGGAGAGUCUUCCAUCGCGAAUGUUACGAAGAGUUUGUAAUUGCUCUGCAGGAAACGACAACUUACCACUCCGACACUCUCUGGCAUUACUUGCUCCGAAUAUUCGUGAAAGCGCAACUUCUGCAGUAGACAUCACGACUCACUUGCUUGCUUGACCAUUUUCAUUUCCAGCAUUUUUCUAAAUCACCUGGCCUGAUUGCAAUGGGAGUCCAAAUGGCGAAGUACUUGAGUUCCGUGCAGUGGCUUGCAAGGGAUGUCGUCGUUGCUUUUUUAGAUACGAGUUUGCCGUAUGCUCCCGCAGCCCGAGCCUUUCUUCAAGGACAAGGACCACAGGGCUCGCGGAACGCCCUCUUACGACAAGCCGUCUUCUUGAAUCUAGAUGAAGCCAGGUUGGUGAAGCGAGGUCGUGAAGUUGAAGUUGUGUGCGACGAGUUGCAACUGGAUAUCGAAGGGGUGAAUGGAUUUUUACCGAACCAAGAUAUUCUCAACGCCUUCGUCCGCGAAGUUGACGUUGCUUAUCGGUAUAGUUAAGAAAGAAUGUAAGACAGAAGCCAGAGCUUCAGCGUUCAACAACAGGAACAACAGGAACAGUUGACCGACCACUAACAAUCCAACAACAAGCUAGACUGGCGGGUAGAUCUCGUCUGGGAAAUCUUAGGCAGCUCGCCGAAUAGAUUCAAAUCAUCAAGAAAGAAUGUAAGACGCAGCAGCCGCUAAUAAUGGUUCAAGAUAGGGAGACACUACAGACUGUAGAGACAAGAUUUUCACUGUGGUGUAGAAUACGGUACUCUACUUUCCAUACUAUUGAGUUGGAAAUAACCGGUGAAGCGGACGGAUGUUAUACUCUGCCUUUCUAAUGUCGGUACUACGCUAGCGCGGAGGGCCCUUUCCGUUUGCGAUCGGUGUGGGAAAGUCUAGCACAUAUGUUAUGAUCUUGUGAUCUUGAGUUUUUACGGCAGAAUAUAAUCCUCCUAAGCAUUCUAUUUUACUCCAUAAUCUAUUUUUACUCCAUAAUCAGACACAGACUAGAACUUGGAGGCUUUCUCAACAGCCCGAUUAAGACUCCAUAAUCUAUUUUUACUCCAUAAUCAGACACAGACUAGAACUUGGAGGCUUUCUCAACAGCCCGAUUAAGUACUGAGCCUAACCUUUAAUUCUGGGGCUACAAAACGGCGGCGUGCAUUCUGGUCAUUCUGUUUUUCUGGAACAUCAGAUACCAGCUUUCACAGUCCGUGCCAAGGGAGCAACAAAAGAGACAAAUAAUGAAGUUUCGUCGAGCCGUCCACAGCAUGUUCUUUUCGCAGGGACCGUGCAUAAUGACCAGCAAAAAGUGGCGACCUUGUCAGUAGUUCCCGCACCAUUGACGCGUCUAGUAGGUGCCGCCCUAGAGGGCCUGCUGCGGGAUUACAGCAAUGUCCUGCAGCAAUUGCAUCACUCCUUCAAUACGUAUGUGAUGACCAGUUUACGAAGCCAUGUGAGUAGUGGGCUCUAUUAUUACCCAGUCUGUGCCAUCCAAGCAGGUAUGGUACUGCUCAUUCUCGUGAUUCCAGAAGGAAAUCCUUUUCGACGGGACUUUCGUGGCACUAUUCAGGGUAUUCUUUAUGACGUUUGAAAGUGUGCUCAAACUCAUGUUCAAAGAAUUAGCUAGCUUUUCUCAAGUGGGAAAAUAUCUAGAAUUUAAUCGAGUAUGAGUACACUCUGUCUUGUCAGAUUCUUGCGCUUGUGGUCAUUGUCGUGUCCAGUGGAGUGCCGUUAUUUUUAUUCGGAAAGAUGUACUGCAAUACGCAGCUUCCAACUUGCGCAUUACCUACUCCGGAAGAACAACAAGGUGGAGAACAACGAACGAGCAGCAGCAGCUUUGAUGCUAUUUCAUCAUAUCAGCAGUCCUCCCCUGUCAUCGCAGCAAUAGUAUAUCUGUCAUUGAUGUUUUUUGCGCGGCGCGUGCUGCUGAAUGUGACAUCAAGAAAGGGACCCUUGACUCUGGGCUCGACGCAGGAGAGAGAACAAAGAAUAAACUUUGGGUAUGAGCUCCAGUGCGCUGCGGUCUUCGUAUUCACGCUUGUUUUGGCUGCUCUGACGGUAUUCCACUACGCUCUUGGCGUCUUUGCCACGACGGUCAUAGUACCCCAAUUGAUCCUAGUGGUGCCCUACCGGCAAUUGUACUUCUAUUUAAGGACAGGACUUCUAUAUUAUUUAUCAAUUUCAAGUGGAACCACUACUCUUGUGGCCAGCGUCAGAGAUCAUAUAAAGACGACUGAAAAUAAAGGAUGCAACUUCUGAGCAGCAACAGAUUAAAGUUCUAAACACAAAGCCAUCUUCAAAAGACCGGGAAGAUACAACAAAGAGCAUAGCAGACGGCAAAGACGACAUAGCCACGACAACAUAUGUGCUCCGCUACAGAUAUUUGGUCAGCAUUGCCACUGUUUUUACCUUUCUCGGUGGCCACAUUUUCCUCGUUGCCACCCCACAAAGUUUCCGGCAGAACUCUGUGGCUCCUUUGUUCCGCGACGUCCUUAAGACCACUUCACAAAAAUUGUAUUGGGACAACGUAGAAGAUAGCGCAUUUCAGCUUUCCAACAAGAACGCUGUUCGUCCGAGCAAUAACAAGGCUUCGAUGCAGUUUUUUCCGAACGACCUGGUGCUGUUCUUAAGGCUGGAUCGGUUCUUGCAUGCUUUGGUUCCUUUUCAGCGAGCAUCAGUAUCUUCAAAAGGACUUAAUACAAAAAAAGAGAGGUUUCAAGUACCAAGAGGACUUAGAGGUACAAAAUGUUUCAAGCAGCAAGAGGGCUUCGUACAAAAAGUGGCAAACGGACAAAUACCAGAUCCACAGUUCUACCAAGAAAGGGCACGAGGAAUAUGGUUAUUUCUUGUUGUCAUUUCUGCGGCACUUCUAAUCUUUUUGGAGGAGCAUUUGGUGAAUCUAGUAGGCUUAGACGUGCCAAAGACGUUUCUGAAACUCCUCUCUGAUUACGAGCACAAAGGGGGCUUGGCAUUUCCGGUUCUCUGCUUUGUGUACUUAAGAUGGCAUCAAAUGCUUCUGAGUCAGGAGUAUUCUGAGGUCAGUGUGCUCAAUGAUUUUCCAUUUCUUGAGUGGACAUAAGUCUUGAUAGACAGUUGGUUCGUGGGCUUCCAUCUUUAUUUCGUGAUCAAACUAUACUAGAAUGUGCCGUUUUCUCUUGUUCACUCUAAUCUAUGUCUGGUUUCAUUUUCUUCACCGAUCACUGUAGUCUAUGUCUGGUUUCAUUUUCUUCUCUUGUCUAUUCUAAUCUAUGUGCCGUUUUUGUUCGCCUUGCUUUUCAUCGCUACGGAUCCUAUGGAAGAAGAGGUCGUGUCAGAAAAUGCAAUGGAAGAUCCCAAAGCAAAAACGCAAAAGCCAUCGUCGACGUCGACCCUUUUGCGUGUACACUUAAGAAGCUGUCGUAUUAGUUGAUUUUUUUUUUGAGUUAUAUCUUCUGAAUCAUGUCGUGAUGUUUUAUCAGAGUCUAGGCACUGAGACUAUGACUCAUUUCAAGUUCGACAUUCUUAGAAAUUGAUUGAAUUCGAUAUCAUGGAUGUCUAAUUCCUAAUAGAAAUCGAAUUCAUCGACAUUUUCACAAUCUAAUCCAGUUAGUCGAUGGAGGAAGAUGCGAGUCUGGUGGAGGAGAUGAGGGGUUGGUCAAAGCGCUUGAGGAUGCAGCUGAGGUGAUGUUAAGACUUCACUUUUACAUCAUUUAUUCGUCAAGCAAACGAAACAGAAACAGUUUCUGUUUCGCCUGAAAGAGAAACUGUUGCUGCCUCGCUUACUUCAAAUUUCUGAUACCUUCGCUGACGUAACUAGUAGCAGAAACUGCACCAGAAACCUCUACUGAGAUAGAAACUUCAGGCAUUAAGCAUACUAUAGACUACCAGAAAUAGAAGCCUCUAAGACUGCCAAACUACUUCGACGCGGUUGCUGUCGACGACGACACGGGGAGUGGCUCUUUAAGGCUCGAAGUGCGUAGUAUGAUUAGAAGAUUGAUGGACUUCGGCCUUUCAGGUUUUAGUGGAGAUUGAUUUGCUUAGUACGAUUAGAGAGGUAAACGCAAAUAUAAUUAACAAGGGAGGUCGACAGCUACAGAAAAACUACACUCGGAUGUAUAUGCAACUGUGCCUUCGUAUAUAUGUGCCACUAACUACUGUUCCUUCGUAUAUUUCUCCUCUGCCUACAAGGGAACUUUUCUGGUGUGUUUCUGUUUUGUGAUCGGAUUGUUGUCUAAGAAAAACACGAUCAAACAGCAAAAGGCCGCAGAUGGCGUCGGCCUCCUCGCUAGCAAGUCGGGCGCAGUUGUUGUCAGGAGACUUGGUCCUUGUGUUAUGCUCGUCAAUCGACAGAAGCUCGUUGACCUAUAAUAUGAAGAUCUAGCCGGUGGGUGUCCCUGGUAUUCUCAAAAAAAAUAUCUCCCUCUUGUUCUCAUUCAUUGUGAAUGCUCGCUAAUCAUAGUCGAAGAGAUGAUAUCGAAGAGCGAAAACAGCGUGGAAGAGUUCUUCACAACGGAGGUUAUGGCACGUUUCUGAGACGUGAUACUGAAGCAAUCACAAUUUGACUUCAGUGUCAGAAUCAUCUUAAGUCCUCAACAAUCAAGUUGCACCUGGGUUAUUGCGGCCUGUCCGGUACCAGUAGAUGUAUGAACGACAUUGGAGAAUGAAUCUCGGUAUGCUGGCUUGUUGUCGUGUGGCUUUUACUUGGGUGGUUUCCUCGAUACUUGUUACCACUCUAAUGAGAAGAUGCGGGCUGGCCUGGUGCUCUUUCUGGUCCUUUUAUGAACGAUUGUAGAUAGAACAGUCCCCAUGAUGAUGAUUGUCGUUGAUCAGACGCCACGCAGCGUUAGUAAAAACUUGAAAGCACAUGAAGAUACGCUCUUUAUUAACACAAGCUCUUCCUGACAAUGACAUCACGCGGCUCUCCAUGAGCGAUUGAUACUCACUCAUCCUUCUUGUGUUGUUUAAGCUGUUCCUGACAAUGACAUCACGCGGCUCUCCAUGAGCGAUUGAUACUCAUCCUUCUUGUGUUGUACAGCUAGAGGACAUGAUCUUUUGUUCCUUGUAUCCUCCUUGUACAGCUAGAGGACAUGAUCUUUUGUUCCUUGUGGAACUCAAGCAAUUAUUAUAAGCAAAUAUUAUGGCGCUAAGUCAACUAAGAACUGCACAAAAACGGUCUCUAUUGUCGCCUCCUCGUCCUGGAAGUGCUCCGCUUAGCGACUUUGGUAACUUGUUUUCUCUUGGUUUUUCUGUCGUUUGGUUUCGUUUCAUGUGAGUCCCCGCGCCCCUCCAGAGUCCACCGCACCAGCCUGCAAAUGUAUGCUGGGGGAUUCUGGAGGGGCGCGGGGAUUUGGAGGGCGCCCGAGGUUCUUGGCUCGCAAUUGGGUGAGGGUUUUCCAGAAGGGAGCGCAGUAGGCGGCGAGUGUUCUGCGGAUUCGUAUCAUGCCCGAGAAGAUUGAAUUUUGUCCGGAUUUUUGCAGUCCUUAGUUGAAUUUUCUCCAUUCUAACUCCACUUGUCUGUGGUCGAAUUUUUCGCCAUAAUCGGAAAGGUUUGAGACACUCCGCCCGAGGUUCUUCGUUCUUGGGUCUUUUCAUGUUGUUAAGUGUUGGACUUUUGACCACCCGGCGCCCCGAAGCUCUCGCGCCGGGUGGGAUUAGUUACAAAGAGAAGCGACGCGCUGCCGCCUUCAAAUGGUCAGACCACUCACGCGCGCCGCCGUUUGUGCGCAGAUUGUCGGGGGGGUUUGCUGGCGUUGUUCGCACUCUUUUGAAGUAUUUCAGCGGGGAAGUUUGCGGGGGUUUCGCCAGAAUUGAAUAAACCUCUCUAUUGUUUGCCGCUUUCCUGCUCGCUAGGCCAUUUUUGAUGAAAAAAGUGAAAAGAUGUCUUCAGAUUUUUUUCCAAAAAUGGCCUUGCGAGCAGGAAAGCGGCAAACAAUAGAGAGGUUUAUUCAAUUUCGUGGCAUUUCUCAAGAAGGGCUGGACCGGUUGCCGCUUGAGUUCCAAAGGGCUCGCGCCUCCUCUUUUUGUUAGGUUUCGAUGGUGUGGCGUGCUCGCUGUGCCUCUGGUGCUUCCGCAGGUGGCUGAUUAGAAUGGCGCUAAGUCAACUAAGAACUGCACAAAAACGGUCACUAUUGUCGCCUCCUCGUCCUGGAAGUGCUCCGCUUAGCGGCUUUUGCAACUUGCUUCCUCUUGGUUUUUCUGUCUUUUGGUUUCGUUUCAUGUGAUUCCCCGCGCCCCUCCAGAGUCCACCGCACCAGCCUGCAAAUGUAUGCUGGGGGAUUCUGGAGGGGCGCGGGGAUUUGGAGGGCGCCCGAGGUUCUUGGCUCGCAAUUGGGUGAGGGUUUUCCAGAAGGGAGCGCAGUAGGCGGCGAGUGUUCUGCGGAUUCGUAUCAUGCCCGAGAAGAUUGAAUUUUGUCCGGAUUUUUGCAGUCCUUAGUUGAAUUUUCUCCAUUCUAACUCCACUUGUCUGUGGUCGAAUUUUUCGCCAUAAUCGGAAAGGUUUGAGACACUCCGCCCGAGGUUCUUCGUUCUUGGGUCUUUUCAUGUUGUUAAGUGUUGGACUUUUGACCACCCGGCGCCCCGAAGCUCUCGCGCCGGGUGGGAUUAGUUACAAAGAGAAGCGACGCGCUGCCGCCUUCAAAUGGUCAGACCACUCACGCGCGCCGCCGUUUGUGCGCAGAUUGUCGGGGGGGUUUGCUGGCGUUGUUCGCACUCUUUUGAAGUAUUUCAGCGGGGAAGUUUGCGGGGGUUUCGCCAGAAUUGAAUAAACCUCUCUAUUGUUUGCCGCUUUCCUGCUCGCUAGGCCAUUUUUGAUGAAAAAAGUGAAAAGAUGUCUUCAGAUUUUUUUCCAAAAAUGGCCUUGCGAGCAGGAAAGCGGCAAACAAUAGAGAGGUUUAUUCAAUUUCGUGGCAUUUCUCAAGAAGGGCUGGACCGGUUGCCGCUUGAGUUCCAAAGGGCUCGCGCCUCCUCUUUUUGUUAAGUUUCGAUGGUGUGGCGUGCUCGCUGUGCCUCUGGUGCUUCCGCAGAUGGCUGAUUAGAAUGGCGCUAAGUCAACUAAGAACUGCACAAAAACGGUCACUAUUGUCGCCUCCUCGUCCUGGAAGUGCUCCGCUUAGCGGCUUUUGCAACUUGCUUCCUCUUGGUUUUUCUGUCUUUUGGUUUCGUUUCAUGUGAUUCCCCGCGCCCCUCCAGAGUCCACCGCACCAGCCUGCAAAUGUAUGCUGGGGGAUUCUGGAGGGGCGCGGGGAUUUGGAGGGCGCCCGAGGUUCUUGGCUCGCAAUUGGGUGAGGGUUUUCCAGAAGGGAGCGCAGUAGGCGGCGAGUGUUCUGCGGAUUCGUAUCAUGCCCGAGAAGAUUGAACUUUGUCCGGAUUUUUGCAGUCCUUAGUUGAAUUUUCUCCUAUAUAUAUGUAAGGCUCUUCAUUAUUGAAUACGCUCUUCAGAACAGCACACCGAUACUUAAAUAUCCUCUAAGAUAUCUCCUUGGUUGUUUCGUGGGAGGCUCGGUGUGGAAGCACACGUCGUCAAGUGGAAGUGCGGAUUGGGCUCAAAUGUUUCCAAUUCUAAAGAAGACUGGUUUUUUUGAUGAACUCUGAGCCUCUAGAAGCCUCUCUGGGUCUCUAUUUCCCAUCCAAGACCCAUGCCUAUCAGUAUCAUGUUCUGAAAUUGGAGUACUACUGCGACAAAAGAUAUAGAACCGUAUCAUGUUCUGAAAUUGAUACCUCUGUGGAAGGUGUUUGUGGAGAAUGCCAACCAAAAAAAUACCAAAAGAACAUGAAGACCGCUAUAUGCGAUACUAUUCAAAUAUGAAACUGCUUUGAAGACAAGUGUAGGGGCACAUAUUCAAACAUGAUGGAUACGAAGAAUCUUCGGAUGAAAAACUUUUUGUGGGAAAGGGUUGACCACUCACUGGGUGAAAGGUUACUCUACUGAUUCAGGAAGAGCAAGUAAGGG
This is a messenger RNA of Amoebophrya sp. A25, 8863 nucleotides long. NCBI's taxonomy places the organism in Eukaryota, Dinophyceae, Syndiniales, Amoebophryaceae. The record is from the annotation of a GenBank genome assembly.